CUCGCGUGUCUCCGGCCACGCGCCGGAAAGACAGCCUCCUCCCGCCUGCGGGGGGAAGCGCUCAGGUCGCAGAGGGUGGGGUUUGCAGCGCCCGAGGUCGCCAUGGCUACCCAGCCCGAGGUCCCCGUGGCCACCGUGGCUGCUGAGCCUGCGGUGCCGUCGCUCGUGGAUCGUUACUUCACUCGCUGGUACAAAGCAGAUGUCAAAGGAAAACCCUGUGAGGACCACUGUAUACUACAGCAUUCUAACCGAAUAUGUGUCAUCACAUUGGCAGGAUCUCAUCCAGUUCUUCAGAGUGGAAAAACAAUUAAAAGCAUUUCCUAUCAAAUCAGUACCAACUGUAGCAGACUUCAGAACAAGGUCUCUGGGAAAUUUAAGCGGGGGGCACAGUUUCUGACAGAACUCGCACCUCUGUGUAAGAUAUAUUGCUCAGAUGGAGAAGAAUACACCAUAUCUAGCUGUGUUAGAGGACGGUUGAUGGAGGUGAAUGAAAACAUUCUUCAUAAGCCAUCUAUUCUUCAGGAGAAGCCAUCCACUGAAGGCUACAUCGCAGUUGUGCUGCCCAAAUUUGAAGAAAGUAAAAGCAUAACAGAAGGGUUACUGACACAAAAACAGUAUGAAGAAGUCGUGGUGAAACGCACCCGUGCCGCAACAGGUACAUCAUGAGGACCAACAUGGAGUAAAAACCAGCAAGGCGCUCUUAUCCGUACCUGGCCUGUCAGUGUGCUGAAGACCGGGUGCAGGUGAAGCAUGCUUCCCACCCGGCCAUCUGCACGGAGGUCUGAUCUUAAAACCUGACCUAGUUAUCCUUUUUUCUCUUGCAUAACAAGACUUGAUUCCAUUUUGUCUUCAGCAUCCCAGAUCUGCCUGCUCAUAUGCUCACUCUGUUCUUUUGCUUUUCUCUUUCUAACAACUGGCAAGUGAGAGAUGUUUUUCUGAUUAAAAACAAAGCACUUUGAGGAAAAUUUGAAAAAGACAGAAAAGACAGCAAAGUAAAAGUAAUUUACCAAUAGUAAAUACUAUGUUUUGACACACUUCUGUUUGAAUGUUAAAAAUGGCAUGGCUAUUGUUUUUGCCUCAAUUUUCCAACACUUAGAAGUUAAAAAAACAAAACAAAACAGCUGGCUUCCUUACCCAGGCUCUUCAGUGUGACACCACCAAAUCAUCUGGCCCCCUCCUUUGCCCCAGAUCCUCACCCUUAGGUGGUAGGGAAGAGGCCGGGUGUAGAGCACCUUCUCUAUUCCUUGAGGGUGGGCCUUCCCCUCUGAAACUGCAGCACUGUAACACUGUGGCUUCUUACAUGAGGGUCACAUGAAAAGGCUUUGAAAGAUACUAUGGGCUUUGCUAACCUAUCGGAGCACUGUAAUGAGGGUUAAGCUGGUUGUUGCAAUAUGUGCAUCUGUGGUCACUCAGUCUCACAUUCUAGUUACAGGGUAACCAGCAAAGAAGUUACUGUAAUUCAAAGACACAGGUGCUUUCGAACAAAAGCUUUCACAUUACUUAAACAAAAAAACAAAAAGAACUACAAAGUUAUGGUUUAAGAUUGUAUACUUCUUUACAUUGAAUUUCAAAUAAAAGGACUUUAAAAUUUAUUUUAUUUUUCCUUAGGGCUGCAACACAUACAUAAAAAGAUCUGUUUUUAAAUAAAACAAUGAUACUCGAUGUGUAAAUUCUUUUGGUUCUUUAUCCUCUUACGCUGUUGAAGUCAUAAGUUACUGCUUCCCCAUGCCCACUUCGCAUUUGUAGAAGAGAAUAUUCUCAUUUCAGGUAUGUAAAUUAUUUUGUAAAUAAAAUUUUUAAAUUA
Molecule: messenger RNA, 1804 nt
Organism: Camelus dromedarius (Arabian camel)
Lineage: Eukaryota; Metazoa; Chordata; Mammalia; Artiodactyla; Camelidae
Gene: ABITRAM
Product: actin binding transcription modulator
Exons: 6
Coding region: 103-666 (187 amino acids)
Biological process (GO): regulation of filopodium assembly; regulation of actin filament polymerization; dendrite morphogenesis
Cellular component (GO): dendrite; lamellipodium; nucleus
Molecular function (GO): actin monomer binding; actin filament binding
Source: RefSeq, a predicted model, not a curated record